CGCUAGUUGCAUCAGCAUUGACUACGCUGUUGUAUGCCGGUACGGGUGAAGAGGUGGCUAAGACUGCACAAAAUUGCUGUUUGUAGGGUCUUCUUGUAUUAUUCGUUUAUUUCUGUCUUCCCACGAUGGCGGACGAGGCUGUUACUGAACAAAUAAAAGGGCUGCAAGUCGGCGAAGGCAAGCAGGGUGGAACACCAGACAAGGCUGGCAAAGAUGGAGCAAAAAAGAAGAACAAAGGAGCUGGAGGAGACACGAGCGGCAGAACUGAGCUCAGUCCCCCACCUCAAUAUAUAGAUGAUCGUCUGGUCCUGUACAACAAGCUGAAAGCUGAGCAUGAUGCUUUGAUGGCUGAGAGGGCAGAGAAGGGCAGCAAGCCCAUAAAGAUCACCCUUCCUGAUGGAAAAGUAGUGGAUGGAGAGUCCUGGAAGACCACACCAUACCAGGUCGCCUGUGGCAUCAGCCAAGGCCUCGCUGAUAACACUGUGAUUGCCAAAGUGAACAAUGCUGUGUGGGACCUGGACAGACCAUUGGAGGGAGACUGUAGUCUGCAGCUGCUGAAGUUUGAUGAUGAGGAGGCACAAGCAGUCUACUGGCACUCAAGUGCCCACAUUAUGGGGGAGGCCAUGGAGAGAAUCUUUGGAGGCUGCCUGUGUUACGGACCCCCCAUCGAGAAUGGCUUCUACUAUGACAUGUAUCUUGAAAAUGAAGGUGUAUCGAGUAAUGACUUCCCCUGUCUGGAGAACCUGUGUAAGAAGAUCAUCAAGGAGAAGCAGCCCUUUGAGAGGCUGGAGAUAAAGAAGGAGACUCUGCUGGAAAUGUUCAAGUACAACAAGUUUAAGUGCAGGAUCCUGAAUGAGAAAGUUACCACCCCAACAACUACCGUUUACAGGUGUGGCCCCUUGAUUGACCUGUGCAGAGGGCCCCAUGUAAGACAUACCGGAAAGAUCAAGGCUUUGAAGAUCCAUAAGAACUCCUCCACAUACUGGGAAGGUAAGGCGGACAUGGAGAGCCUACAGCGAGUCUACGGUAUCUCGUUCCCUGACCCCAAGAUGCUGAAGGAAUGGGAGAAAUUCCAAGAGGAGGCCAGGAACAGGGACCACCGCAAACUGGGACGGGAACAGGACUUGUUUUUCUUCCAUGACCUCAGCCCUGGUAGCUGUUUCUUCCUCCCAAAGGGAGCGUACAUCUACAACACACUGGUGGAGUUUAUAAGGAGUGAGUACAGGAAGAGGGGGUUUCAGGAAGUGGUCACUCCAAACAUGUACAACAGCAAGCUUUGGCAGACCUCCGGCCACUGGCAGCACUACAGCGAGAACAUGUUUUCCUUUGAGGUGGAGAAGGAGAUCUUUGCCCUCAAACCCAUGAACUGCCCUGGACACUGUCUGAUGUUUGACCAUCGGCCACGCUCUUGGAGAGAGCUGCCUUUGCGGCUGGCUGAUUUCGGGGUCCUGCACCGUAACGAGCUCUCCGGAGCCCUAACCGGUCUGACCCGCGUCCGCCGCUUCCAGCAGGACGACGCCCACAUCUUCUGCUCCAUGGACCAGAUUGAGUCAGAGAUUAAGGGCUGUCUGGACUUCUUACGUGCUGUGUACAACGUGUUCGGCUUCACCUUUAAACUGAACCUCUCCACCAGACCAGAGAAGUUCCUUGGGGAACCAGAAGUGUGGGAGCAAGCUGAGAAGCAACUCGAAAACAGCCUGAAUGAGUUUGGUGAGAAGUGGGUGUUGAACCCAGGAGAUGGUGCUUUCUACGGACCCAAGAUUGACAUUCAAAUUAAGGAUGCUAUUGGCAGAUACCACCAGUGUGCCACUAUUCAGCUGGACUUUCAGCUACCCAUCCGUUUCAAUCUAACCUUUGUCAGUCCUGAUGGAGAUGAUAAGAAGAGGCCAGUGAUCAUUCACAGAGCCAUUCUGGGUUCUGUGGAGAGGAUGAUUGCCAUCCUGACAGAAAACUACGGUGGGAAGUGGCCUUUAUGGCUUUCUCCACGUCAGGUUAUGGUUGUGCCUGUUGGACCCACUUGUGAAGAGUACGCCCAAAGGGUUCGUGAGGAGUUCCACAGUGCUGGCUUGAUGACAGAUGUAGACUUGGACCCAGGCUGCACUCUAAAUAAGAAGAUCAGAAAUGCGCAGUUGGCUCAGUACAACUUUAUCUUGGUGGUGGGCGAGAAGGAGAAAAUAAGCGAUACGGUGAACGUCCGCACUCGGGACAACAAGGUCCACGGGGAGAGGAGCCUGACAGAAUGCAUGGAACGCCUGAAACAACUGAAGGCAUCGAGAGCCCGCAAUGCUGAAGAGGAAUUCUGAGCCUAUCGGCUGUCUGACAUGGAGAAGUUCAGGAUCUCAGGGAUGGGACAUUACAUGCUGAGGCUGUGGGCAAAACUGUCAUUGCAGAAAGUAAAUAAUGUUGCUUUACUGCUACUGGAUCCAUCAUGCUCUGAUGAUGCCUCUGCUCACAGACUGCAGCUAACAGCAGCUGUGGUAGUUGGCAGCUCUCAAGCACUUAAUAGUACUUAUAGAUUUAGUUGUUCAACAGUAAUGAAGAAAUUGCCUCUAUGUCUGUAGAAAGUGAUUUAAAUUGUGUCCUGCAGGCCCAGCUGGUAAUCCAUCCCUGAGAAAACCAUAGUUAAAUCACAACUAUUACACAUUUUGCAUCAAAAAGUUGUUUUCUUCUAUGGAACCAAAUGGUAGUCUCAGAAUCUGUCAUGUAAAAUCCUUCAAAUGAAAUGUUUUUGGACGGGAUGCUCUGGGAAAUGUUCUUUUUUUGUCAAAUUGCUGUAGUCAUGCUGUAGUUAUUUGGAAAGGGACUUUCUCCUCUUGUCUCUUUUUGUACACCUGAUUAUGAUACUGUAAAUUAGCAGUCUUAAAGGUCUUAUGCAAAUGAAAUAAAUCUUAUUCUUCCAAUGUU
Colossoma macropomum (tambaqui) is the source of this 2904-nucleotide messenger RNA. It is a transcript of the gene tars1, whose product is annotated as threonyl-tRNA synthetase 1. Gene Ontology annotation, biological process: threonyl-tRNA aminoacylation. Gene Ontology annotation, cellular component: cytoplasm. The coding region runs from base 126 to 2303 and encodes 725 amino acids. Gene Ontology annotation, molecular function: ATP binding; threonine-tRNA ligase activity. The transcript is spliced from 19 exons. Lineage: Eukaryota; Metazoa; Chordata; Actinopteri; Characiformes; Serrasalmidae. The record is from RefSeq and is a predicted model, not a curated record.